UAGGGGAGAAGCAGUGCAAAUUAAAACUAUAGAGAUAAGCAGUUGCUUAAAAAUGGGCAUCUCUUUAUUCUUCUUCUUCUUGUUUAUGAGAUUGUUUGCAGAGAUUAAUGGAGGGAGCCAAGAUGAUGACUGCAAGGCGUCAAGGUGCAGUCACCAUGGUCCAGUCAUCCGCUUUCCGUUCAGGCUAAAACACCAGCCAGAACACUGUGGAUAUCCGGAGUUUGAGUUAUCAUGCUCAGAAGAGAAGCGGACCAUACUAGAGCUGCCCUCUUCAGGAAAGCUCUGGGUGAAGGAAAUAAAUUACAAUUCUCAGACGAUUAUUGUUCUCUGGUACCUGCGUUAUUGCCUUCCAAGGAAGAUUCUAAACUUUAAUUUAUCUGCCUUUCCCUUCCAGUUCACAGACGAGUACGGAUGGGGGUACGCAUUAGACAUCUCCUUCUUCAAUUGUUCAGAAAGUAAAGCAGAGUCAUACGAGCUUAGGUCCAUCCCUUGCAGUUUUCUCUCAAGUAACCCAGUUUAUGUCGCUCCUUCCUCUUACUCUCUCGCUAAAGGGAACUUAUCCUCUUGCCGGAAGAUUUUCAAAGCUACACUCCCAUAUUAUUAUAUAUAUGGAGGGGAAUACGGUACUUUUAUGAAUUGGUCAAAACCUAUGUGCGGAAACUGUGAAGCAAAAGGAAACAAGUGCCAACGGAAGAAGAAUAAUAGCACGGAACCUGAAAUCGAAUGCAUUGAUAAACCAGCAAAAGGUGCUCCAAUGGAUAAAAUGGUGCUUACAGAAGCAAUCCUUGGUUUCCUUCAUUUCACUUUUGGAAUCUUUAUAAUAUUUAUUGUCUAUCGCUCUAAUAAGUUGAAAAGAGAGCAUAGAAUAAAUAUUCAAAAGUUUUUGGAAGAUUAUAGAGCUCUCAAGCCAUCAAGGUACUCCUAUGCUGAUAUUAAAAAGAUCACAAAUAAUUUCAAGGACAAACUGGGUCAAGGAGGUUAUGGGAUCGUUUAUAAAGGAAAGCUCUCAAAUGAAGUUUUUGUUGCAGUAAAGAUCCUUGAUGAUUUCAAAGGAAACGGGGAAGAUUUCAUUAAUGAAGUAGGAACAAUGAGUACCAUUGAUAACCCGACUCUUGGUAGCUUGGCAUGUAAGGGUAUCAACAAAAUUUAUACCUAACGUCCUUACACUAAA
Molecule: messenger RNA, 1171 nt
Organism: Vitis vinifera (wine grape)
Lineage: Eukaryota; Viridiplantae; Streptophyta; Magnoliopsida; Vitales; Vitaceae
Product: putative RING-H2 finger protein ATL21A
Exons: 3
Coding region: 53-1156 (367 amino acids)
Biological process (GO): protein phosphorylation
Molecular function (GO): ATP binding; protein kinase activity; polysaccharide binding
Source: RefSeq, a predicted model, not a curated record